AUGGAUUCUCAACACAAUUCUAUCCAAAGCUCGCAGCAGGAAGCCCAAGGUAACUCUUCCACAGAGUUUGCUGGCCAUGAUCAUGAUCGCGUACUAGUGGAUACUUCCUCGCAAACCAAUGCGAAUAUCAAUAUUUUGCAAUCAUCCGAUAAUUUAAGGAGGUCAAGGCGUGUUCCUAAGCCAAGAUCAAGUAUUUAUGAUGAAUAUGAGGAAGAAUUAAAGGAAAGGGCGAAUAAACCGAAGAAGAAGAGGCCUGUAGCUUCUAAAAAGAGGCCAUCUUCAGCACAAAAGGCUAAAUUGGAUGGUAAAACAGAGAAAAAGAGGGCCUCCACGAUUGCUAAGGAUGGUAAGCCCACACCAAAGGCAAAUGAUAAAAAAGUGAUGCCGAAACCAAAACCUGCCCAUGAACAAGUAGAACCCGCUUUGACUCCUAGCAAUUGGACUUCAGCAAUACCAUUGCUUACAUCCGAUUUUAAGAACCAAUACAGUGUCAUUUCUAGGCUGAAAAAUCCACAUUUGAAACCUGUCCCAUAUGCUGGUGACAUUAUCAAGUUGAUGGCAUUCAUAAACAAAUUUAGUUCGUUUUUCCAUCUUGAUUUACAAAAUUUAUCGUUCCAAGAUUUUGAGAUCGGUUUAGAUUUAUAUCCUGGUGAUCCCAAGGGGAACGCAUCGGGUAUCACAAAGGGUCCUGAUGACACAUCCGUGCUUCUGUAUCCUGAUUUUAUGGCCAUCAAGGAUAUCGUCCAUUGCCAAGAUAAAAUGAACUUGCUGUUUCUGACCUUCUUAGAUUUGACAUUUACUGAAAAUUACGAUAGUAAAAGUGCGAAAAAGAAGGGCCCACUGACUACCUGGGAAAACCUAAAAUCGACCUCCAAGAAAGUGUUUUCUAAUUCUCUUUAUCGAUUAAGGCUGGUGGCUCGCGAAUGGGGGUACCCACGCGAAUGGCGUCAGCAGCUUCCCAGUGAUGAAGAUAUCUCCAAACCGAGAACUGCCCUUUUUGAGCAGGAUGAGCAAGCUCCUGUGGUGGAUCCCAGCCAUCCAGAAAUCUUAACACCAAAUAUAUAUACCUGGAAUACAAAUGAACCACUUUCGUUAGAAUCAGAUCCCUUGCAAAAUCGAGAAAUGGAUAAGAAUGGAAUUUUGGCGCUCAAACCGAUGGACCGUGUUAUUAUGUUAAGAGCCCUGACUGAUUGGUGUGCUUCUCACUCCUCAGCUGUUCAUAAUGAAAUAUACAAAUUAACGCAUGGUAGAAAGGAUCCCGUUUUUGGUAUCCAAACUCAACAAGUUCCCAGAUAUGCAAUGGAAGGAAUAGAUAAUACCAUGAAUCAGUUCAGAAAACUAUGCACAUUGGUCCAAUCAAGGUAUGAAAUCAGAAGCAAAAAGAAACAUUUCAUUAAACAACUAAAAGAAGGCAAAAAACCGGAUCUAUCGAGGAAGUUAGAAAUCCUAAAAGAAAUCAAAACAGAUUUGAAAAAUGCCUCGAAAUCUGAGAAGGAUGAGCUUAUGUUUUCCCUGUAUGAUAAAUGGGUACCAUUGUUUGAAGGAGAACUACCUGACCAACCGUUAGCCAAUCCAUUUGCUGAAAGGCUUUAUAAAUUACGAUUACAAGAAUUCUUCAUCGGUAGAGUUCCCCACAUAGGUGAUUUCUAUAUGCCAAGGUUACACAGUUAUGGUGAAUCACUGGAAAUGAGUACUUUCACUGAUCUAAGGAGCUUACAAGCAUUGCUAUCUAAAUUCAAAAACAAUGAAUACAAUGCGUUCACGUUAUUUGACAAUGAUGGACAAUCGAUGAGUUCUCAAUUCAAAUUAUUUUACCACGAUACACCAUCAUUGGCGCAUAAUGUUGCACAGGGCAAAAAUACGUUAGGGAAAGUGUAUUGGUAUGAACUAUGUCACGAUUCAGCAGCACUACUAGAUUUCUUAGACUUUUUAGACUAUAAAAUCGCUAAACCUCAAGAUGAAAAAAAGGAUGAAAGUUCUGGAGAGAAAGAAGCCCCACAAAAUGAGGCACAAACGAUGGAUCAGAAAGCUACCGUUGCCACUGAUUCCAAUCCCUCCAUAAAUACGAAUCCACUACCAAAAGAUGCGAAAUAUAAUACGGCGAGAAAAAAGUUACAGAUACUAAAGGAAUUUUUGUCUAAUUAUUACUUCAUUCUUCGUGAACUGGAACAAAUGAAAGUGCAAUUUGCCGGCAUGAAACCAGGCAAGAGACAGUUGAGAAGAAUACAGCGACAAACUGUGAACUAUAAUACAGAAUAUGAUAGUGAAGAGUAUGUCGAUGAAGAGGAUGAGGAAGAGGACGAGGACGAGGAAGUUGAAGAUUAUGAUGAUGAUGACGAUGAUGAUGAUGACGAAAAUCAUUCUUUUCCUAACAAGGCUGGGGCUAAAAGACAACGUACUUAG
Messenger RNA from Saccharomyces kudriavzevii IFO 1802, 2403 nucleotides. RefSeq names its product Ioc3p (gene IOC3). The record is from RefSeq and is a predicted model, not a curated record. The coding region runs from base 1 to 2403 and encodes 800 amino acids. The transcript has a single exon. NCBI's taxonomy places the organism in Eukaryota, Fungi, Ascomycota, Saccharomycetes, Saccharomycetales, Saccharomycetaceae.